AUGUCGACGACGGAUAUCCAAAAAAAGCUGAAGGCAGCAAUCGCUCGUCGGCUUAAAGAAUUGGACGUCUACGUCGAAGAUGAGCUGCCCGAUUACGUAAUGGUGAUGGUAGCGAACAAGAAAGAGAAGAAAGCAAUGCGCUCCGAUCUCUCGCUUUUCCUCGGCGCGAACACGGACACUUUUGUUGAUUGGUUGUUCGAUGUCAUGGCCAAAUUGCAUUCAGCCUCCGGGAAAACGGAAACUAAACCAGUUGCUCAAAAGACUCGUGAUCCGAGCCCAUCAAGGGACAAGGAAAAGCUGAAAGAAAAGGAACGAAAAGCGAAAGAAGAAAGUGAAAGAGCCGAACGGGAAAAGGAGAGGAAGGAACGAGAACGUCGACAUAAAGAAGAACAAGAGAAAGCUGAAAGAAAGGCGAAAAAGGAACGAGAAGAGAAGUUGGAAGAGGAAAGGAAAAGAAACAAAGAAAAGGAGCUGAGGCGAUUGGAGAAAGAAAAAGAGGAACGGGAAAAGGAAAAAGAAAGGGAAAGACAAAGACAACAACGAGAAGCGGAAGAACGAUCGAGACACGAGGAAAGACACCAUAAGCAUCAUCGCAAUCGCCGUGAUCGCUCAAACACUUGGUCCGACGAUGAGGACGGAGUGCGGCCGCGCUAUCGUGUUGCUUCAGUUGUCGAGAAGCUCGAUACCGAGCACCCAAUGCCUACAGUUUCUUCUCGAAUCGUUGUUAAACGCAAACCGCAGCCUGUCAAUGACACGAAAAGCGCUCGCGGGGCCACCAGCAUUUUGCAACGUGCCGUCGCGGCUGCCAAUCAAAGUGCCAACAACAGAAGCAAUCAGGCAUCGACGUCGAAGCGGCCAUGUAUCGCGAAUCGAGUCGACUAUGGAUCGAGAAGUGAAUCCGAGCCGCGAACGGAUGACGAUGAGCAAAAUGAUGAUGAGGCGAUGCUGAUGGCGGCCGUUGGAGCGGCACAGUCAAAAGCGGUUUCGUCAACGAAUGGUCCAACCAAGUUCAUCAUCACAAUGAAGCAAAGUCAACAUCCGCGAAAUGUACAGAAAAGACACAUAAAACAGGAGGACGAGAAAAAGGAUGUUGCAAUGGAGCCAACCAAGGAUAAACGCCCGCGACACAUGCGAAUCUCGGCUCCCGAUGAGACCUAUGUUCCACCACCGAGAUAUGUUGAAAAGAAGAAAGCCCUCGUCGCACUCAACUUCUCACCGGUAAAACCACUCGCUCAAUCGUCACCGAAGAAAGAAAAGCUUCAUUUGCCAGUGGAAUGGAAUGGAAAAAUCAAAUUGGAUGCCGAAUCGAGUGAUGACGAUGAGGCGCAAAUCGAUGCGGUUCUCGCGUCAACUCGUCGAGUCAUUCCUUCGGCUCGUGGCGAUGGUGAUGGUGAUGGAGAGCAAAGCGACGAGGAGCUCCCGCCGACAGUCCUUUUGUCAAGAGGUCGUCCUAAGAAUGACAAAGUGCAAGAAACCAAAGGGGAAAUUAUGGGCAACUCCUAUUCGGGCAACUACUCACCGGUGCAAACGCCAACUGAAGCCAUUUAUGUGCCGACUCCAAUUCAAAAGGGCCCGUCCCCCGAAGGAUCAUCGCCAAUUUUGAUGGACUCGAUGAUGCAAUACACGACCGGCACCUCGACGCAAAAUCAUGUGAACAAGGCAAACGGUAAAUGCAAGUAUUGGCCGAAUUGUACGCGCGGUUUCUCGUGCGGUUUUGUGCAUCCGAGCAAAGCGUGCAGUGCUUUCCCCAAUUGCACUUUUGGCUCGUCAUGUCUCUACAUUCAUCCGGUCUGCCGAUUCAACGCGCAAUGCAAGAACACGAGCUGCUCAUUCACACACUCGGAAACAGGAACCUUUCCGGCCGCCGUCCUCGCGCUCUCCUCUCAACCCUCGUACAAUCGACCGUCGGCCAUCGUGAGGCCAAUGAUGAAAACGAUGAGCACGUACAAUGCGACCAACCCAUACCAGGAGAACAGCCAGGAUUACACUGCUGACCUCGCUGUCGCUCCGAAAGUGCCAACGGUGCCGUGUAUUUAUGGUGCUGGUUGUAGGAAUUCGCAAUGUACCUUCAAGCAUCCACCGGCGUGCAAAUUCGGCUACAGCUGCUAUAAUGCGAGUUGCGCUUUCUACCAUGGACCGGCUCAACAAUCGACUGCUGCUUCAGCUGUUCCGAUUCAAGCACAUCGCCAAUCGGGCUCCCGAACACAGUACACAUGGAAAGCGAAU
Messenger RNA from Mesorhabditis belari, 2226 nucleotides. NCBI's taxonomy places the organism in Eukaryota, Metazoa, Nematoda, Chromadorea, Rhabditida, Rhabditidae. The record is from the annotation of a GenBank genome assembly.